AAAAAAUAGAUGUUCCAUUAGUAGCCUUCAAUGCUCACGGCCCACGUGACUAUAGUCCUGAUACAAAUCAGAUAUACAUUUGGGCAUCUGUACGCAUUAACGAAGGUGACGCAUACGACAUUAAUACAGGUAUCUUCACGGCACCAGUUACCGGACUCUACUAUUUCGCCGUUCAUACGUGUAACUAUGCAGGGGUAGAAAAUAAAUAUGCUAUUGUGAAGGAGAAAACUGACAUCGCUACGUCCUACCAAUAUGAUAACGCCGUCAAUGACUGUCACUCAAUGAGCUCUAUCACCACGAUUACAGCCGGGCAAAGAGUUUGGGUGAGAUGUACAACCGGAACUACCAGCAACCAACUGUGGGAAAGUAGUGGUAGAAGCUCCUUCAUUGGUGCUCUAAUUCAUAAAUAAUUGUUAGACGAUGUGUUAUAAGAAUCAUCGAAUCCAACUUUAACCAUCUAUCUAUAAUUAUUUCAUUUUUCUCUCUCUUUUUUUACGUAGUAUGAGACCUGAUAUUUCUAUGUGGAUGGCUUUGAACUGACUGGAUCAUAUCGAGCCUACAAUUUUACUGUGCUUUAGGCAUUCAAAUCUCUUCCCACGCGGCGGCUAGCAGAUAAUUUAAGUCUUGCUUUUGUUUUUUGUUUGUUUAUUUUUAUUCAAUAUAAUACCAUAAAGGAAUAUCUGGAAGAAAAUGAUCCAUCGGAAGCAUUAAAAACAGCAAAAUUACAUGAAAAUUGCAGACUCGUUUUGAUUGAGUCUGUACAUGAGGGAUAAUGAAAAAGUGCAACAUCCCUCAAGUUUGUUUUAAAAUUCAUAUAGAAAUAUGCCGUCAAAAUGGACAUAUUCUCGGUGUAACGGAUAUAUUUUUCUUAAUUAUAUACUUAUAAAUGAAAUAUUGAGAAAUAUUGAUGGAAUUAAAUACGUAUUUUUAUUUUCCGUAUUUUCAUUGUAAAAAAUUUACUUUUCACUGCAGUGAAACAUAUUUUUUGUAUUGUCACUGGUGUCUUGCCGGAAUACUUUCUUCUAAAUUCAGCCAAUACACAAAAUUAAAAGGGAAUUCUUCCUACUCAUAAGGUUAAAAAAGACAAAACAGAAAAUUCAAGUUUUUCUAUUAAUACAGGGUUUAUUUUCAUUGUGGUAUGAAAAUUAUCAUAUUUCACUCGUGGCUACUGCCACUCGUGAAAUAUUUAUUUUCAUACCACUCGAUGAAAAUGAAUCCUGUAUUUAUGGAAGCAACUUGAAUAUCCUCUAUUUUACCUCUGUCUUUGUCUUAAAUAGACCAAACAUUUCAUGUUAACUUGUUAUCCAAUUCAUUUUUUUUUAAAGAGGAAGCGAUACCCUGGCAUUUUGUGACUAUCUAGAGGCUAUAUUGACAACAUAUUGGUAAUGAUUUCAAACUCUUUUUGUUAUUUUAAAAUAGGUAAAAUGAACAAAUACUUUACAUAUACCAUAGAAUUUUUUAUAUUUAUAAAAUCGAUUUUUUGCACAAAAAAAUUGUUAUUUUGCGACUUUCAAACUGAUGUUAUAGCAACAAAUCUCCCGUACUCAGUAAAUUUUAAAUAAAAAAACGCUAGAAACGUCGAAAACUAAAGCAAGCGCUUGUUUUAAUUGAACUGAUUAUAUGUCAUGUUUAGUUACAGAGCCUUGCUUUCUUUAGAAAAGCUGGGUCCGCUGGACGGAAUUGUCAAAUUCACGUUAGUCCAUCUGUUAAGCCACAGCUAACGCUGAUACUCUCGACAAAGAUGAGUAUAUUCACACAAUGCCCCAAUGCUCUCUGAGGAAAGACUGUCAUUCUGCACCUUCAUAAGUAGCAACUGUUGUAACAAUAUAUUAAUUUAAGAACGAUAACGGUGUGAAAAUUGUGAUUGUGAAGUUCAGUGAGUGUUUUGGACUGUUAAAUAUUUCAUUACAUUACAAUACGUUUUGUAUAUAUAUAUAAAACGCGUUAUAUUACACGUUAUGUUACACGCAAAGAUAUUUCAAAAUCUCCUUUCAGAAAUGUCAGUAAAUUAAUUAAAUAUUGUUGCAUAUAACAUAGAUUAUGUGGAUCAUGUGAAUACAUUAAAGGACUCAUUUAAGACCUUUUGUGAUAAAGUAAAUUAAUAAGCAGAUAUAUGCAUGCACGACUUUAAUAAUGAUGUAACUUGCUUGAUGACUCAUCGCAAUGUUUUGCUGACCACAGAGAAUGAUAAAUUUAAUCUCAACAACUAAUUUUAGAAUGUUACUAUUCUUUUAAAUAAAUGCAUAAAAUUGGGAAG
This is a messenger RNA of Ruditapes philippinarum (Manila clam), 2257 nucleotides long. Its product is annotated as complement C1q tumor necrosis factor-related protein 3-like. Lineage: Eukaryota; Metazoa; Mollusca; Bivalvia; Venerida; Veneridae. Gene Ontology annotation, molecular function: protein binding. The record is from RefSeq and is a predicted model, not a curated record.